Molecule: messenger RNA, 851 nt
Organism: Drosophila eugracilis
Lineage: Eukaryota; Metazoa; Arthropoda; Insecta; Diptera; Drosophilidae
Product: probable transcriptional regulatory protein TTE1135
Exons: 4
Coding region: 7-816 (269 amino acids)
Cellular component (GO): mitochondrion
Source: RefSeq, a predicted model, not a curated record
ACAACAAUGUUACGAAAUGUGUGUAGUUUUUCUCCUCAUCUUAGAAAAUGUGUUUUUCAAGGCAAUCAGCCAAUUCGAAAAAUGGCGGGCCAUUCGAAGUGGGCCAAUAUCAAGCAUACUAAGGCCCUAAAAGACGGCGCACGAGCUGCACUAUUUUCAAAGAUUUCGAGACAAAUCCGUAUGGCCAUACAGGAGGGAAACUCUGCGGAUCCGGCCAUAAAUUCCCUUCUGCGGACCGAAAUUGAAAGGGCCUUGAAGCAAAACAUGCCCAGCGGCACAAUACAAAACACUUUAAACAAAUUUAAAUCAAGUAAAAUUCAACUUAAAAAGUACCGUUUGGACAUCAGGUAUAAAAGAAUCGUAUACAUGAUAUGCAUUUUUUACACAGACAAUUUUUCUGGAGUUAAAAUGGAUGCGACUCCAAUGAUAAAGAAAGCCGGAGGCGAAUUCAUGGAUGUCGGGAAUCUUUUUGAGGAUUUUGGCUUGAUAGAAACUAAAUAUGAUACAUCAAAGCUCCUUGACGGACCUAAUUUGGAAGAUAAGGCCACUAAUGAUGCGAUAGAAUUUGGUGCCGAAGAGAUCGAAAUAGUUGAUAAUGGCAAAGGCUCUGUUAAUUUCCUGUGCAAUCCUGUUGUUUUAACUACUUUAAGUAGAAAUUUGGAAAAAUCUGGGUACUCUAUUGAAAAUAGCGAACACAUAUUCUCUCCGAUGAAUGUUGUGAAAUUAUCCCCAGAAGACCAAAAGGCUUAUGACGUGUUCAUUGAAAAACUGAGAACCAUACCAGGUUUAGAGGAUAUCUACGACAAUGUUGAAUAAGUACAAUUUUUGAAAUAAAACAGAUUGAAAGGAAA